Messenger RNA from Ylistrum balloti, 621 nucleotides. RefSeq lists its product as uncharacterized. Lineage: Eukaryota; Metazoa; Mollusca; Bivalvia; Pectinida; Pectinidae. Bases 1 to 621 code for a protein of 206 amino acids. The transcript is spliced from 5 exons. The record is from RefSeq and is a predicted model, not a curated record.
AUGGAUACAAGAAACACGAUGAUUGGUGUGUGUGCAGUAUGGACAUUAUUGUUUUCGGUACAUAUAGAUGUGUGUUCCGCCGCCCGAUCUGGAGGCUCCUCCAGUAGAACAGGGUCCGUUCUCACGGAUUCUGAAUCAGCGGGAUUUGUUGGAGGUCCAGACACCAGCAGUCCUUCGUUCAUAAUCUUUAUGAUGAUAUUUGCGAUGUGUGUCCUCGCCGUUGGCAUCUUCCUCAUCAUCAUGUGUUGUAAGAUCAGACGAUAUUGCUGUUAUAAACACUCUACCUUAUCAGGAUCCCACAAUAAACAAAACAUCGACUCUCAGAAAGGCUCGUCCAGCUGGAGUACAGAGCCUGAUCCGUCUACGAAGAAACCAGAUUUACCUCCGUCAUCAAAUGAAGACACAAAAAUGGCAUUUCCAUCUAUUCUUAAAAAAGAAAAAGAGAACAAACCACAGGAAAAAUCCUUCCACUUCACAGAGUCUGUUGACCCACUGCCUCCAAUACUUACUCUCCCAUAUCCUGCUUCUACAGGAAGUAAUUAUUUCAAUCCAUCACCGGAACCGGAACUGAGCGACAGCUAUUCGGAAUCAGACACAGAGUCGGCAAUUGAAGUAGACUAG